AUGAACGAAACCACGAGGAAAAAGAAGAAUUCAAUUGGAGCACCUGCGGGCUCCCUUGAACGGAGGCUAGCGGUAGAAAGCGAUAUCGUUGAUGAGCUCCUGCUUGUCUGUGGUGUCAUUGGUACAACGCGAAACGAGGGCAAUGAGCUAGUUCCUGUCACUGACUGUCUUAACUGGCUGCAAGAUCUUCAGCGUGCAUUGAGGCGUGAUGAAGACCUUUACCGCCCAAUUUCUCUCCUCAUUGGAAAUUGGAAAGUCGUAGAACAGAAAUUGCUGCCUCUGGUCAUAUCUUGCCGGUUUGAUACUGCUAUCGUGUUAACGGUUGUCAAGAUAUUGGUGAUAUUGACGAAACCGUUGGCGGAGAACACGAAACGAGCAGGACGGAUGCUCAUCGACACCUCUAGCAAAUCAAAUGAUUCCCUUGUUCAGCAACAAAUCAAGCUCCGGGAAAAUGCAGUGGAACAGGCCGAGCUUUUGAUUGAAUACAAGCGUCUAUUUUCUCAUCACUCCUCCCACCAUGUAAAGGGGAAGGAAGGAACAGGGCUCUUGUCCAUAUUUGUGUCAUUGCUUGCCGAACCACUUUCUAAAACCGGAUCAGCUCGCACUGACGCGGAUCACUUAACUAUCGAGCUUGUAUUGCACCUAUUUCGGAACCUACUUGCAGCAGAGCCACUGUUGAACAGCUCACAAGAUUCUAUUCGCAGAAGCAGGCAACUGCAUCACGAGCUCGUCAAUCUCUUCGAGAAAGAGCUUGUCACGGACAUUUUACUUGUUCUAGGUCAAGAACUUGAGCUACGUGAAAACUCGCAGUAUAAUUUGCUCAUGAUGGAGCUCUUACACAAUCUUCUCAAAGCGCAAGAUCCCGCUGCGGUAGCACUAGCUCAGACCCGUCUAUCUUUGAGCGAGAAUACAAGAUAUAGGAGUAGCAGUGCACUGUCAACAAAGCUACGAGAAGAAAAAUCCUCUCGGUUUGCAUUGGUGGGAACUAGACAUGGACACUUUGGGGGAACUUGGCUCGAGAAGCAAGGCGAUGGAAAACGGAAGUAUGUUAGUACCAAUCAGUCUUCAAAGCAAAAAAAAUCCAAUACUUCAAGACGAAACCGCAAAGCGGAGCCAUUCAUUGGUUCCAGCAAGUCAUUCUUGGAACACUCAAACACCCGAUUUUCCGAAGAAGGCCCCACUGCCAAUAGAGCGAAAGAGACGCUGAACAAAUUCUGCCAGCGUUUUGUCGAAAACUGCUAUGGUCCAUUCAUGAAAUCGCUGAAGAACGAAUUUCGACGGGACUCGGUGCGUCUGGAGGAUGGAGACAAGGUAAUCUUCUUCAGACUCAUCUGGUUCUUUAGUCAGUGGUGGAGAUAUUCUGAAAACAAUAGUCUUGGCCAACUCAUAUUCACAAUGGAUGUAUUCACAUUCAACUUGGUUUUGAGUUCGACUGACGCAUUCCAUCUACACAAAAUGUUCUCCAGACUGGAACAGGCUGUUUCACUCUACAGUGAAAUGAUGCUAUUGUUGAAAGACAUGCAACAUUCCCAAGACGCAACUGAAAACGAAAUUGCGCUAGGUCUCGUGAACCGAAUUUUCUACGUUGCUGAGCCGAUGGAUCGGCUACCGAAGUUACUGCAAAGCUGGACACCAGGACGAAACACCCGUCAAUACGUUUGCGAUCUGUGCACCCUCUGCCAUGUCUCUUUGGAACUCCUUGAAGAGAAUUCGAAAUUUGAUACGAUGUUUGGUUCCGAAACUCCGCGAAACAAUCUUGAAAAAAUGAGAGUCGUGGCAGCUGAAUUUGAUAUCACUUCCUACUUUUGCAAAAAGCUAUUUUCGAACCAAUUGGUGAGCAUGUACACACAUUUGUUGUCUCAGUACAAAUUAAACUCUUCGCGAAUAAAUGACCGCGUAGUGGCUAUGUUUCUUCGGCUCUCAAGUACCGAAAUGGUAUCUUCGAUGGAUUCAGAUACCCAAAGUCCAAUUAGUGAACUGUACCGCCCGCACACGUUAGAGCCAAUGCUCUACAACAUUCAUCUAUUUCUUGUGAUUGAAAAAAUACUACUCGACAGCUCUAUUCGCAAUACUGGCGGCUUUGGGUCGCUCGUCAGCUUCUGCACACGGCAUAUGGAGAAGUUUCUUGCAACGUCGCAAGACAAUCACAUGGCAUUCGUGGAAUGUUUAUUCAGGCAUUUGUCACCAAGAAAAUUUUGUGAAUCGUUCGCGAAGUUCUACAUGAGUGAAGAGUUUCAAAUGCUUGCUGAGAGAGAAGUACUUCUCGAUGAACAAGAGCGUUGCAACGAGUUGCAAGGAGGGGUCGACAGCGACAUACAAAGUGAAGACGAGGCUGAAUUUAUGUUUGACGAGGGCCGACAAGCUAUGAACAAUUCGGAUGACGAGCCAGUCACCGAAGAAUCUUCAGAGGAACCGGUUGCAAAAGGCAAAAAGAGACUACGAGAAAAUGACUCCCUCAAUGCGUUUCGCACCGUGAAAAGCCACAAGAAAAGGCAAUGA
This is a messenger RNA of Cylindrotheca closterium, 2499 nucleotides long. NCBI's taxonomy places the organism in Eukaryota, Bacillariophyta, Bacillariophyceae, Bacillariales, Bacillariaceae. The record is from the annotation of a GenBank genome assembly.